Syngnathus acus (greater pipefish) is the source of this 2154-nucleotide messenger RNA. RefSeq names its product LIM homeobox 3 (gene lhx3). The coding region runs from base 309 to 1496 and encodes 395 amino acids. The record is from RefSeq and is a predicted model, not a curated record. Lineage: Eukaryota; Metazoa; Chordata; Actinopteri; Syngnathiformes; Syngnathidae. Gene Ontology annotation, cellular component: nucleus. Gene Ontology annotation, molecular function: DNA-binding transcription factor activity, RNA polymerase II-specific; RNA polymerase II transcription regulatory region sequence-specific DNA binding. Gene Ontology annotation, biological process: regulation of transcription by RNA polymerase II; neuron differentiation. The transcript is spliced from 6 exons.
UAGGUUAGUCGGGAUCAGCUGACCGCGUACGAGUAACGCCCCCCUCCUCCUCCUCCUCCUCCUCCUCUUGCACUCCACCCUCCUCCUUCCUCCUGAGCAUCAUCUACGGCCACACGGAAGCAACACAUGCACAUUUGCUGACUUCUCCCUCUUCUGGGUGACAACACUCGGGAGAGACUACCACUUUUUUGUUUUGUUUUCUUUUGUUUUUUGCUCUUUUUUUGUUGUUGUUAAACAAGCCAAGUGCAUCCAUUUUUUUUUUUUUUUUGGAGUGGAGUGGGAGGAGGAUACAGCAACAGAAGUACAAAAUGUUGCUCGAACACCCGGGCUCAAGUUGUCAGAAUAACGCCAAUUUCUCCCGCUACAGCGCAGGCCAAGACAUCCCAGUGUGUGCAGGCUGCAACCAAUACAUCGUGGACCGCUUCAUCCUUAAAGUGUUGGAGCGCCACUGGCACAGCAAGUGUCUCAAAUGCGCCGACUGCCACACUCCCCUGGCUGACAAGUGCUUCAGCCGGGGGGACAGUGUCUACUGCAAGGAUGACUUCUUCAAGAGAUUUGGCACCAAAUGCGCGGCGUGUCAGCAGGGCAUCCCGCCCACGCAGGUGGUGAGGCGGGCCCAAGACUUUGUGUACCACUUGCACUGCUUCGCCUGCAUCGUGUGUAAGCGGCAGCUGGCCACGGGCGACGAGUAUUACCUGAUGGAGGACAGUCGGUUGGUGUGCAAGGCCGACUAUGAGACCGCCAAACAGAGAGAAGCUGACUCGACCGCAAAAAGGCCCCGAACGACCAUCACGGCCAAACAACUGGAGACCCUGAAGAACGCCUACAAUAAUUCUCCAAAGCCGGCCCGCCACGUCCGCGAGCAGCUCUCCUCUGAGACAGGCCUGGACAUGCGGGUCGUGCAGGUUUGGUUUCAAAACCGGCGAGCCAAGGAAAAGAGGCUAAAAAAGGACGCUGGGCGCCAGAGGUGGGGUCAGUACUUCCGUAACAUGAAGAGGUCACGUGGAAGCUCCAAGUCAGACAAAGACAGCAUCCAGGAGGAGGGCAUGGACAGCGAUGCCGAGGUGUCCUUUACAGAUGAACCCCCCAUGUCUGAGCUGGGCCACAGCAACGGCAUCUACAGCAGCAACUCCCCAGCCAUGGGGGCCCGCCAAGGGGGCAACAACCACGCCUCCUUCCCUUUGGAGCACGCCGCCUUGCCUUCGCAAGAGCAAUUCCACGAUAUGCGCUCCAACAGUCCCUACGGCCUAGCCCAAUCGCCGGGCUCUCACCCGACGCUACCUCGGCAUCAGCCGCUCAUCACCGGGCUUGUCUACCCCGAGUCGGGCCUUUCUAUCAUGACCCAAGGAGGGGGGAUGAACCCCGCUGUGAGGGUCUCCAUCAGCGCCGCCAACGGCCCGAGCUCGGACCUCUCCACCGGAAGCAGCGGCGGAUACCCGGACUUCCCGGCGAGUCCCGCCUCCUGGUUGGACGAAGUGGACCACGGACAGUUCUGAUCAUUUGAUCCUAAGAAACUGGACUUAUAUUUAUGUUUUUUGUCUUCUGUUUGGACUGGACUAAAUAAGACCGUGAUUCUAUGGCAGACUGGUGGAACCAGUUUCUCCUCAUCAGUUCUGAUUGGAUGGAGGACAAACUCCUUCGUAAAAAGCACUUGGCCUAAUAUUGUAAGUAGUGUUCAUUGGCGUCUCAAUAUGAACAUUGAGAAUUUAGGGUCACUUGGCUCCUCCUACUGCUUUUUUUCUCGUUGACAGUGUGGUCAGGUGCAGAAGUCUUUUAGUGUCUGGUUGUUGCCAAAUGUCUAUAUAUACGAAUAUAAAUAUAUACAUAAUGGUUUAUCAUUGUGGAGACUUUAUUUUUAUACGAGGACCAUAAAAGGAAAAUCCAGCGAGGGAGGACUUUGUACAUUCUUCAGACAUACGACGUUCCAAAUGGGGCGGGUCCUGUCACAUCUAUGCAUUUGUGUGUCUCGUUCUGAUCGAAAACAAAAAAAACCCGAAGAGGUGCUUGCUGUAGCAACUCGGAGGCUGUGAUGUAUAUGUUUGUUAAUGUGGAGAAAUGUUUUAUGUCUAAUUUAUUCCUUUAUGGUGAUGACCACGUUCAUUAUGAUGAUGACGAUUCCUGAUGCAGGACUUUAAUAAAUUAAUAAAUUUGUCA